Messenger RNA from Conger conger (European conger), 3637 nucleotides. It is a transcript of the gene efcab14, whose product is annotated as EF-hand calcium binding domain 14. Bases 571 to 1941 code for a protein of 456 amino acids. Lineage: Eukaryota; Metazoa; Chordata; Actinopteri; Anguilliformes; Congridae. The transcript is spliced from 10 exons. The record is from RefSeq and is a predicted model, not a curated record.
CCGGUCAGCUGUCAGGAAAAUAAGAUUAAGUUAUUCAAGCUGCUAACCGACGUAGAGUGUUUUCCAAUUCUUUUAUUUUUCCAUUUCCGCGACAUUCCUGUCAUUAUGAAUAACAAUCUAUAAUGUCUAUAGCACAUUUAUGAAGCUACAACACUCUCGCCAGCAUCGCCAUUUUCUGUGCGCGGUUGGACUUUUCCUUGUAUUGAUAGAAAGCUAACUACUCUCUCGCUAACUAAUAAGGUCGAUUCUUGGCGUCGAGUUUUUAAAAACGGGAGCUCACAGUUAAGCUGGCGUGAGCUUCGGAUUUGGUGUUUAUUUGUCGUUAGAUCGUAGUAAAUUAGUGCUUAGGGAGAUUGGUGCGUCAGCUACCUUAUGUAGUAAGUUAGCCUGCUGGCUAGCCCAACGUCUAUUUUGCUAGCUAGCUAAGAAGCUAGUCGGGUCUACGGCCUAGUUUGGCCCGGAUUUUACCCGACAGUGUAUGAUCUACCAGAAGCGAUCAACCUGGACAAGACAUUGGAUCUUGUUGGAUACAAGCCCGGUUCUUCCGGGUCUCUGACCCCCCAAAAGAAGAUGAAGAAGCGGAAAGAGCUAAACGCGUUGAUCGGCAUCGGAGGGGACAGCAAGAGGAAGAAGGCUAAGAAAGGCUCUGGUCACCGCCUGCUGCGGACCGAACCUCCGGACUCGGAUUCCGAGUCCAGUUCGGAUGACGACGAAUUCAGUAACCUCAGUAGUGUCGCCGCUUUUGGGAAGCGGAGUUACGCGCAGUGCUGUAGCGCGUGCUACCCGCUGUGCGCCUUCAUAAUCCUGGCCGCCUGCGUGAUGGCGUGUGCGGGCCUGGUGUGGAUGCAGAUCGCGCUGAAGGAAGACCUGGACUCUCUGAAGGAGAAAUUUCACACCAUGGACUCAGGGCAGAAGGCCUCUGCCCAUGAGCUGCCGCGGCUGGGGGAGGAGCUAAGGGAGAAGGGGCGUGUCCUGGAGGACAUUGUGGGUGGAGACCGCGGUCUGAACCGGCUGUGGGCCAACCUGACCGAGAUCAACAGAAAGAUCAGUGCGUUGGACUCAGCAGUCAGUCACCUGAAAGCCAACAUUAAAUCUGCCUCAGAUCUCAUCAACCUGCCCACUACUGUGGAGGAGUUGCAGAAGAGCGUGGCCACGAUCGGCAGCACUCUGACGAGUGUGCAGCACGAUGUGAGGACCGUGCAGAGCCAAGCGGAGCAGCAGAGCCAGGCCGUGGAGAGUCUGAGGAGCAGCCUGGAUAAAGAUGGCACAGAACCAAAAAGCAGUUCAGGAUCCUCAGCAGAAAAAUCACCCAACUGCUCAAGUUGCACAGACAUAAAACAGGAGCUGCUGUAUCUGCAGGACUCUCUCGGGGAGCUGAACUCCACUCAGCUGCAGCUGCGAGCUCGUGGGGAGGAGCUCAUGGGUGGGGUGAACUCCUCCCUCUCCAACCUGUCACUCAGAGUGUCGUCCCUGGAGACCGGGCUUCUCCUCCUGGGGGCGGAGCCAGGGAUGUUCCGCAAUGCUAGCUUGACGGAUUCCCGCCCUAAGGAGCUGGGUGUGGCCAGCAGGGCCGGGGUGCAGGGCACUCCCCCUGCGCAGGACUCUGCCCCCAGGAGAGUGGAGUCUGGAAGCCCCGCCCCCAGCCCAGAAGCUCUCACAGCCUCCAGUCCCACCAGACACCCCAUGUUCCUGUCUCAGAGCAUCACCAAAAAAGACCUGAACAGCCCAACACUCUCUCUCCCUGGGGUUCACUCUCUCACAGAUCUCGAGAAGUUGUUUGACGGGCUGAAAGAGGCCCCGCCCACUGACGGGUUGACCUAUGAGGAGCUGAGGAUGCUGAUUGGGCAGGGGACCCCGGAUAGACACGCCCUGGAGCCGUUUGAUUGGAACGGAGAUCAGAAGUUCUCAAAGGCGGAGCUUCAGGCUGCUGUGGGAGUGUGAGGGGCGUGACCAGGAGGACUUGUCAUAGGAGGCGUGGUCUCGUUAAUGAUGUCACACUUUUAUACAAGUGUCCAGCACUCUUGUGGGUUUGGGUUAGGGUUAGUCUCACACACACGGGAGACCCAUGCAUACUCAUGCGCACACACACAAUAACAGACCGACAGUAACAUACACACAAUCAUGCACACACACAGUAACAUACACACACUCACGCAUACUCACACUCAUGUACACACAAACCCAGUAACACACACACACAUACACACACACUCUCUCUCUCUCUCACACUAACCCAGUGACACACACCCACAUGCAUACACACACACACACACACACACACACACACACUCACUCACACUAACCCAGUGACACACACACACACACACUCUCACACUAACCCAGUGACACACACACACACACACACACACACACACACUCACUCACACUAACCCAGUAACACACACACAUACACACACACACACACACACACUCACACACACACACACACACACACUCACUCACACUAACCCAGUGACACACACACACACACUCACUCACACUAACCCAGUAACACACACACAUACAUACACACACACACACUCACACUAACCCAGUGACACACACACACACACACACACACACACACACACACACACACACGCCGCAGUAAAGCACACACCACUCUCUCCUGCUGUCUGCCACAUUAGAGUGGUGGAGCGGAAUGUUUAUCAUUGCCCAUGUUCAGACCUGACGGCGGACAUUAGCUAACCGUGUGAACAGCAGUGAUGGCUGCUGAUGGGGACACUGCAGAGAGAUCAAUCUGUGAUGAACAGGCAUUGGUGGAGAGCUGAAUGGAACAUUCAUUUAGAAUUGUUCAACAGUAACAUUCACCGUGAACAUACGCCGUCUUGAACGCACGUCUGCUUUUCACACCAUUUUCUAAGCCUGGUCACAUGACCGCAUCCAGGCACAAUCAUGCUCUCUUCCUUUCAGCCCUGUGCUGAAUCCAGCCCACUCUCUUGAAGACAGAAACUCUCAUUUUAUUUCGUCCGCUGCUGCUUGGUUUUAUUUGGUGAUUCUGAGUGUUCUAUAUUUAUUGGCAGUAGGAUGCUAAUGCUGCUUCCUCCUCUUCCUCCUCUUCCUCCUCCUCCCACAGAAGGAGGGGCUGUAGUGCAGGCCGGUAGAGCAGCUCUGCAGCAAUAACUUCACUCAACACAGUGUGUGACAGUGUGUGUGACAGUGUGUGUGACUGUGUGUGUGACUGUGUGUGACUGUGUGUGUGACUGUGUGACAGUGUGUGUGACUGUGUGACAGUGUGUGUGACUGUGGCAGUGUGUGUGACUGUGUGUGACUGUGUGAGACUGUGACAGUGUGUGACUGUGUGACAGUGUGAGUGUGACAGCGUGUGACUGUGUGACAGUGUGAGUGUGACAGUGUGUGUGACUGUGACUGUGUGAGAUUGUGUGACGGUGUGUGACUGUGUGAUCGUGACUGUGACUGUGUGACACUGUGUGACACUGUGUGACAGUGUGUGACUGUGAGAUUGUGUGUGACUGUGUGAUCGUGACUGUGACUGUGUGUGACUGUGUGUGACUGUGACAGUGUGUGUGACGGUGUGUGACUGUGUGGGGUGGGUGUGUAACAUUGCAGAUAUGUAAUUUGGUGAAGCAGACACAGACACACACACACACACACA